AUGCCCAAAACUGAUCUCGGUGAUGUUUGUGGACGCUAUUUAUCUUCGCGUCUGUCAAAACAAACAAAUUCAUCAUUAUCAAAUGAUCAACAAUCAAUAAAACAUUUUUUAAAUCACGAAUAUAUUGCUACUGAACAUAAACGUCAUACAAUAUUAAACCAAAAAGUUUUCUUUAAAUCAUAUAGAAAAAAUCCAUUAGAUAAAUUACGUCAACGUUAUACAAUAACUCGUAAUAAUAAUAAUAAUAAUAAUAAUAAUAAUAAUAGUGAAAAUAUAAAUAAUUUAAUCAUGCCGGCUAAUAAUGAUGUUUUAUUAACUACAUUUAAUAAUAAUACAACGAAUGGUACAAAUUCAAAUCAUCAAUAUUGUUCAACAUAUGUUUCAUGUAGUAAUGGUAAUCAUUCAUCAUCUCCAUCUUCUGAAACAUCUUCCUCAUCAUCACCAUCAUCAUCAACACCAAAUAGUAAUUCAUCAUUAAUGAUGAAUUGGGAAUUAUUAAAAGAUCGUGGUUCCGGUUUAGUAAAUCUUGGUAAUACAUGUUUUAUAAAUGCAUCAUUACAAUGUUUAGCUAAUACACCACCACUUGUUCAAUGGCUUUUAUGUAAUUCUCAUUUUCAAUGUUGUCGUGUUAAAUUAGAAAAACAAUUUUGUUUAUUUUGUGAAGCUGAACGUAUUGUUAAAUUAAUACAUUCAAAAAAUACAAAUUCAUCAUUUACAUCAAAUGUUGGUGCUGCUAAUCCAAAUAAUAUUGUUCGUCGUAUAAAAGAUAUAUCAACAACAUUUAAAAUUGGUCGUCAAGAGGAUGCUAGUGAAUUUCUUAUUUGUUUAAUUGAUAAAAUUGUUGAUGCAUCAUUACGUUCAUUACAACCACCAGAACGUUUACGUCCAUCAUCUGGUACAUCAUAUGAACAAUUAUGUCAUUCACAAACAAUAUUUCAUGAUUUAUUUGGUCUUGUUUUACGUUCACGUGUUGUAUGUUCACGUUGUCGUCAUACAUCUGAUACAUUUGAAGUACAAUAUACAUGGAUUGUUGGUGUACGUAAUCAUACUGAUUUACGACAAUCAUUACAACAAUUUGUUUGUCGUGAAACAUUAUCUGGUGAAAAUUUAUAUCGUUGUAUUAAAUGUAAACAAUUAGUACAAGCUAUUAAACGAUAUACAUUACAUAAAGCAUCAAAAAUUUUAUUAAUUAAUUUAAAACGUUUUGAAUUUGGUAAAAAUUCACAUAAAUUAUCACAUCUUGUUCGUUAUCCUGAAUAUUUAAAUGUUAGUCCAUAUAUGAGUGAAGAAAAUUCCAAUGAUCAAUCAUUAAAUUAUCGUUUAUAUGCUGUUUUAGUACAUGUUGGAUCAUCUAUGCAUUCAGGACAUUAUUUUUCUUAUGUACGUUCACCAAAUAAUCGUUGGUAUAAAGCUGAUGAUACAACAAUGACACAAUGUGAUUUAAAUCAAGUUUUAACACAACAUGGUGCAUAUAUUUUAUGUUAUAUUAAAGAAACACCAUUAACAAAUAAUACAACAAAUGGUUCAUUAAUAACAACGACCACAACACCAACACCAUCAACAACGACAACAGCAAUAACUAGUAAAAUUGUUUAUCAAAAUGGAAAAUUAAAUAACAGUGAACAACAAUCAACAACAAAUAAUAAUACGUUUUUUACACCACGUCAAAUACCUGUUCAAAAUCUUUCGAAACAAGUAAAUGGACAAAAUGGAAAUAUGAAAACAAUGUCCUCAUCUUUGACAAAACCUUCAAUCGUAUCAUCUAAUACAGAAUCAACAAAUGGUGGUAGUGCUUUGUCCACUGAAAAACGAGCACCAAUUGUAAUGCGCAUUCCAAAACUUAAUUUUCUACCAACUAAGCCGGUUCCACUACAAGAUAAAUCGAUUACAAAUCCAAAUAUAAUAACACCACUCUCUUCCAAACUUGUUAAUAAACCAAACUCAAACCCAAUUGUUUUAUCAACAACAAAGAAUAGUAAUUAUACCAUAUCUCCGUCAACUUCAUUAUCAACUGUACAAUCGACUUCAUCACCAUUAAAAUUAAUCAUAAAAGCAUCUGGACCAUCAUCAACACUCAAUGGACUCGCAUCAAUUUCAAAGUCAUAUAAUCAUUAUGAUGAUGAUGAUGACGAUGAUGAUGAAGAUAAUGAUGAUUCAUCUGAUUUACAACAGCCAGCAAUUAAAAAACAACGAAUCGAUCAAUCCGAAAUAUCACCAUCCGUAUCAGAGCAUCCUUCUUCAUCUUCUAUUCCUAUUCCUAUUCAAACUUCGAUUUCGGCGUCUCUUUCUUCUCAAACAAAAUCAAUUGAUGAACAAUCAAAUAAUUCAUCAUCAUCGACAACGAAACAUAAAAAAAAGAAAAAAAAGAAAAAAUCUCAUAAACAUCAUCAUCAUCAUCAUCAUCACCAUCACAAAAAUACUCAUCAUCAUCGCAAACGAUCACGACGAGAUAGUGAUCGAAGUCAAUCACGUUCACCUAUUUUAUCAUCACCAUCACAAUUCAAUUCAUCCUCACCAUCAUUAACAACAGAUGAUCAAUAUCGACGACAUCGAAAACGUAAGAAACAUCAUCACAAACGAUAUAAUUCACCAUCACCAUCGCCAUCAUUACGCGAAUCUUUGUGA
Molecule: messenger RNA, 2625 nt
Organism: Rotaria sp. Silwood1
Lineage: Eukaryota; Metazoa; Rotifera; Eurotatoria; Philodinida; Philodinidae
Source: the annotation of a GenBank genome assembly